CUUUCGCCGGAAGAGAAGCGAGUUUCUGUGGGGGCCGGCCAUCUUGUGUGGGCAGCAAAGAAGCACGUAGGGGGUGGGCCGGGGCCUGGGCAGCAUCGGAGGAGGAUCCCACCCAAAGGGGUCCAUCAUGCCCGGACACCUGCAGGAAGGCUUCGGUUGCGUCGUCACCAACCGCUUUGACCAGCUCUUGGACGACGAAUCCGACCCCUUCGAGGUGAUCCAGGCGGCCGAGAGCCGCAAGAAAGAGAGCACCGGUGGGGGCGGCGGCGGCGGAGGCCACCAAGGCAGCCGCGGCGGCGGAGGCGGCCAAGCGGCCCAAGCUAAUUCAUCGUCAGGCGGCGGUUCGGGCCAGGUCGGUUCCGGCGGAGGGAGCGGCAGCGCGGCGAAGCAGCUGCGCAGGGAAUCGCAGAAGGAGCGCAAGAACCCGUUGCCGCCCUUCGCCUCUUCGACUGGGCCCGGAGGCGCCGGGGACCGGAGAGAGGAUGGAGGCGGUCAGCCUGGCUCGGUGCCUCUCAGGAAGGAAGGGAUAAGACGAAUUGGCAGAAGGCCUGAUCAGCAACAGCCUCAGGGAGAGGGCAAGCCUAUUGAGAGGAGGCAGGAGAGACGGCCUCCUCGUGAACGACGAUUUGACAAACCUGCUGAAGAAAAGGGUGAAGGAGGAGAAUUUUCUGUUGAUAAACCCAUUAUUGAUCGUCCUAUACGUGGCCGUGGUGGUCUUGGAAGAGGUGGUCGUGGUGGAAGAGGACGUGGAAUGGGCAGAGGAGAUGGCUUUGACUCUAGAGGCAAACGUGAAUUUGAUAGGCAUAGUGGAAGCGACAGAUCUUCUCUUUCACAUUCACAUUUCAGUGGUCUAAAACACGAAGACAAGCGUGGCGGGAGUGGAUCACACAACUGGGGAACUGUCAAAGAUGAACUGACUGACUUGGAUCAAUCACAUGCAACAGAGGAAACACCAGAAGGAGAGGAACAUCCCCCUGCUGACUCGGAAAACAAGGAAAAUGAAGUAGAAGAAGUUAAGGAAGAAGGUCCUAAAGAAAUGACUCUUGAUGAAUGGAAAGCUAUUCAGAAUAAGGAUCGUGCAAAAGUUGAAUUCAACAUCCGUAAACCAAAUGAAGGUGCUGAUGGACAAUGGAAAAAAGGCUUUGUUCUGCACAAGUCAAAGAGUGAGGAGACAAAGGGGAUGUCAGAAAUGCAGGGGAGUCAGCUGGAGCCCAAUGAGUCUCAUGCUGAGGACUCUGUAAUGGAUCAUCAUUUCCGCAAGCCAGCAAACGAUAUCACGUCUCAACUGGAGAUCAAUUUUGGGGAUCUUGGUCGUCCUGGGCGUGGUGGUAGAGGUGGAAGAGGCGGUCGUGGGCGUGGGGGAAGGGCUAACCGUGGAAGCAGAACUGACAAGUUGGUUAAAGAGUUUGAUGUGAUCCACACACCCAACCAGUCAAGUGCUUCUGCUCCUGAUGUUGAUGAUCCAGAAGCUUUCCCGGCUUUAUCCUAAACUGGAUGCCCUAAGCCAACCCUGCCUCUUGUUGGGCCCUUCUCUACAAGGCUUGCAUGCUUAAGGAUCCUAAAAACAACUUAAGAUAUUAAAACGGGGACUCUCAUUCAUGCCAUUCACACCUGAAGACUGAAUUUUACCUGUUUUGAAAUGAACUUCUCUUGCUACACAGAAGCAACAAUAUGGUAGUCAGUUUUGUAUUUAGAAAUGUAAUGGUAGCAGGGAUGUUUUCAUAAUUUUUUUCAGAAAUUAUGCAUUCUUCAUGGAUACUUUUUUGUAUUGCUGCUUGAAAAUAUGCGUUUCCAAACUUGAAAUAUAGGUGUGAACAGUGUGUACCAGUUAAAGCUUUCACUUCAUUUAUUUUAUUUUUUUUUAAAUUAGGGUUAGAUGUGCUUUCCCUAAACUACAAACAAUUUUAACUCUUGCACACUAUUUCUUUUAAUACUGCUUAGCAGAUGGUUUUCAGUCCACGGUCAGCUGGGAUAUGUAUAAAAAUAAUAUGGAAAAUCGUUAGUACUGUGUGGAAUACUAACUUCUGGAGUAUUUGAGUUUUUAAUACUUAAGUCAAACUUGGAAAGUCCAUUUUCUUCUAUCUUUGGUAGUUUGUGUAUUCAAAAUCUUUAUACAAAAUUGAUAUCAGAUACUUGAAAAAUAGUCAAAGCACAUUGGUUUAUAUUCUCAAUACCUGCUUGUGAAUCCAGCAGCUCUGGUUGGAUAAUUGGCCUAAGCCAUUUUUUUAAAAAAAAAAACAAUCCAUGUUGCACCUCUCAUUCACCCUUUUUCUUCAAGAAAACUAGUUGUCUGUUUGGUAAACUUUGUUUAAACUUGUUAAUAUUGUUGCUACCAAAAAUAUUCGGUAGUGGAGCAACUUUUUUUCAAGACAUGGAAGGUUGGGAACACAGUGGUAUCUUAUUUCUUAAUAUAGUUGGUUUAAACUACAGUUGAUACUUUGUGGCAGUGCUGUAAAUCUACAUUAAAAUGCAGCCCCUUGGGUGCAUUUAAACACUGUUCCACUAGCAUGCAACCCUGAUUCUGAAGAAGAAACCAAAGGGCACUGUAUACUUCUUGGGAAAAGGAUUAUUUGACUUGUUUAAAUUGGAAAACCAAGACCAUGAAAGUGGGACAGCAGUGGUCUGCGUGGGACAUAAGCCAAACCUCGCCACCCAAUUGAAAUGUGGAUCUUGCUCUAUUGCUUCAGCUUUUGGCCUUGCCUAGCUGAGAAGUGAAUGUUUUAUUUUUGGUGUGGGGGGUGAUUGUAAGCUCUCCUUUCCACUGUAGAAUUUUCUUAAUAUUUUAACUUAAUCCCUGUGAAAGAGAAUGUUACCACUUUCAAAACAUGAAAGGACUUGAGCAAAUAAUAAAAAAGGACUACUUUGCCUUUCUGUCUACAA
Messenger RNA from Ahaetulla prasina, 2880 nucleotides. It is a transcript of the gene SERBP1, whose product is annotated as SERPINE1 mRNA binding protein 1. The transcript has 10 exons. Gene Ontology annotation, molecular function: mRNA 3'-UTR binding. NCBI's taxonomy places the organism in Eukaryota, Metazoa, Chordata, Lepidosauria, Squamata, Colubridae. Gene Ontology annotation, cellular component: nucleus; cytoplasm. The coding region runs from base 128 to 1489 and encodes 453 amino acids. The record is from RefSeq and is a predicted model, not a curated record.